This is a messenger RNA of Cyanistes caeruleus (blue tit), 519 nucleotides long. NCBI's taxonomy places the organism in Eukaryota, Metazoa, Chordata, Aves, Passeriformes, Paridae. The record is from RefSeq and is a predicted model, not a curated record.
GUCCCCGCCCCUGCUCCAGGUGCGUCUCUCGCUCACCUUCGAGCCCCAGGUGAUUCCGGCCGUGGUUUCCGAGUGUCCCGAGGAGGGGGAGGAGCCUCGGGCUCACCUGGCGCGGGCGCGGCUCUGCUUCACCUGCGCCAAACGCAGCCGCGACAGCUUCGGUUCCGAGCCCUCUCUCCUUCUCCGCUUCCGGGCCGAGCUCGAUCCCGGGAGGCUCCGGAGCCGCGGAAUUUUCGCUUCCGGAACCUUCCAGAACGGGAGCCUCCGGAUGGGGGAGGGGCGGAGCUGCCGGACCCUCGAGAUCUUCUCCAAGGGCUGCCCCCAGGACACGCUGACCCCUCUGACCCUUCGGGUGACCCUCGGUGGUCUCGGGGAGCCUCUGGAAGCGGCCGGAGGGCUCCGGCCACAGCUCGGACCCGACUCGGACACGGCCGUGACGGCCUCGCUCCCGUUCGAGCACGACUGCGGCCCCGAUAAUUCCUGCCAGGACGAGCUCCACGUCGGCCUCAAAUUGGAGGG